This is a messenger RNA of Schistosoma intercalatum, 1988 nucleotides long. NCBI's taxonomy places the organism in Eukaryota, Metazoa, Platyhelminthes, Trematoda, Strigeidida, Schistosomatidae. The record is from the annotation of a GenBank genome assembly.
AUGAAGCUAUUAAACUUAAUGUGCAUCGUAAUUUUAUGCCGGACCAUAUCAUUUAGUUUAAAAUCUACCAAUGAAGCAGAGGACUACUUUUACUUUAACAUUCUGUAUGACAUACCAAUACAGUAUCAGUAUAUAAUGCGAGCUGGUUAUUCACCUGGUCAAUUCGGAACAGAACAAAAUACCAUCAUUAUACCACCAGAAAGUCAUGGAAAAAGCAAAUUAAUCGAAUUGUAUACUAAUAUAAACGAAUACGAAAAAUUCAUUAACAGUAAUCAUAUGAGAACAAACAAUUUUCAUUAUAAGUUUUAUCAAACUUUAAUUAAACUUCAUAAAUUAAAAUUACAAACUCAUGAAAUAAACAAACAUUUUUAUGAAUAUUUAAUCCCUAAUCGAUCAAAUACAAGAAUACAAUUUAUAAUGUAUUACUGUACAGCGUUGCUGGACUUUAAUGAACAUUCGAAUGGAGAUUAUGCCAACUCUACGACUACUAUUUCAGCUAAAAGAUUUCGAUUAAUCGUUCGACAGGAUAUACAUCAGUUUUGUCCUAAAGCAUGUGCAUAUCGUGGAGGUCCAGGAUUUAAUAUUAAGCAUAAAACCGAAUUAAACCGUUAUACCAGUUUGUGUAAUUUCCCAAAACAUUUUAUGACAGUUUCAUCACAACGAUGCAUUGAACAAAAUAAUGUUGGAUUAGUAAAUCUUCAAAGCUUUAAAUGUGAUUGUUCAAAUGGUUUUAUAUGGAAAGAACAAGUGAAAGCAUGUUAUUUACCAUAUGGUUGGCGUCAAAAAGCUGAAAGAUUGAAAUGGAUAGUUAAUACAAAACGAAGUGAUCAAUUCAUAUACUACGCACAAAAUAAUUGUUCACGUAUUGGAACAAAAUUUAUACAACCUAUAGAAAUUCAUACCAAAAAUUCAAAUAAACCAAAUUAUGAUAAAUUGCAUCAUACUGAAAGAUGUAUUUGUAAAGAUGAAUUCUAUGGAACAAAUUGUGAUCAAAAAAAAGAUCCAUGUAAGAUGAGAAUCGGAGAUGUACUAAUGGGUGAUAUUGCUUGUCGAACAAUAGAUGGAAAUAAAUGUAUUCCUCACGAAGAAUUCGGUACUUAUACAUGUCAGUGUAUAACGGGUUUUAGAAAAUUGACCAAUUCAUCAUUACUACCCAGAAAACGGGUAUCGGAUAAUUGUUUGGUUCUUGUUGAUCCAUGUAUAGUUAAGCCAUGUAAACAUGGUAUUUGUGUCAUAAGUGAAUACGACUCAGCCAAUGAAGCAAAACCCAGAUUUAAAGAUACAUCAUUCUCAUGGUUUGAAAAUGAACCCCACCUAAUUUCUCGUUGUAUAUGUAACAAUGGAUGGAAAGGAGAACGGUGCGAUUCACCCAUAUCAAUAAAUGUUUGGUCGCCUUGGUCACAAUGGUCUUUUGGUGCACCAUCAUAUCAUUCAUCAUUCAAACAGAUACUGACAAAUAAUUUUUCCGAAAAUAAGGGAUACAGUAUGAUCUUAAAUAAAGGGGAAAUCAGGCAAAGGAGUCGGUACAGAGAAUUUUUGAGUAAAGCAUCUGACUGUGAGCAAGAAGAAAUAAUUAUUGCUGGUUAUCGAUGGCUGCUUACGAAGAAUGAAGAGAUGUGGCAACAUUAUGAAAACCAGGCAUCUAGAACGCAACCAUAUAAUCAACACUUGUGUUUAACCUCAGGAAUUAGUGAAACUCAAUUAUCUCAUCUUUUACGACAGUUAAUCCGUGGUGAAUUUCAUUGGUUUGCUUAUUAUGAAUCCUUCUUUCUAUAUAUUCUAGGAUGAAAUCCUAUAUCAACCUGACACUAUUUUGUUUUUGACCAUGUUAACAUUUGUAGUUAUUUUCACUGUAUUGAAAAUUGUACUUAGCAGCCUAACCGGUAAGAUAUGUGGUCGAUGUACAUGAUUUUUCUAUUGAAUUUUAUAUAUUAUCAAUCAAACAUCUGUAAAUUGUCAUAUUACAGCAAAAACGCUUAUGAAAUCUC